AUGGUGUCCAGUCGUAACAGCCAAACGAGCAUCGAAUCUUCGGCAUUGGCAAAAUUUCUACAAACGCUGAAUGUUGGGCAUUCAUCAGUACAAAUCGUUGUGGAUAAUGCCAGACCCACUGCUCUAGACAGACAUAUCAUCGGAGGAGGAGAACAAUCUCGAGAAUCUCAAGAUAGUACUGCUACGACUAAAACAAGAAGACCACACGGCAGCAAUGAUGCUUCUCUUGGAAAGAAACGCAGACGGAGAGUUUCCUUCAACUACAAGAUUCGUGUGGUAAACUGCUCCGCUCUCACCAACACAGAUGAACUAUUUUACACAGAGAAAGAGUACAAGAAGAUGAAGAAGGAAAUCAAAGCCACCCUCCUUCGGCAUAUGAUGGAAGACGAAUCGUCGUCGUCCAACGACGAUGACACCAUUGAUUGUAUGAGAGGAAUCGAAACACACCUCGAAGAUGCCAGGGCUGCCAAGAAUCGGGCACGAUUGCGUGCUUGCUUAGCAGUCUUGACGGAACAAAAACGCCAACUUCUAGAGGAUGGCAAUGUGAUUCCCAUGGACGGACAAGAGUUGUCUCGUCGCUACCAACAGGUAUCACUGGAAUGCCAAUGGGAGGCAAUCCAACGGGGAUUGAAGGAUUGGGUGGACAUUUGCCCUCCUUCCUACAAAUCAACUACUCAAGACCAGACCCCCAUUGGAUACGAGUUUGGAGUAGCAGCUCCUACCAUCUGCCCAAAGAUCCGAGCCAUCUCAUCAUUUGCGGCUUGA
Messenger RNA from Cylindrotheca closterium, 765 nucleotides. Lineage: Eukaryota; Bacillariophyta; Bacillariophyceae; Bacillariales; Bacillariaceae. The record is from the annotation of a GenBank genome assembly.